Molecule: messenger RNA, 669 nt
Organism: Cadophora gregata
Lineage: Eukaryota; Fungi; Ascomycota; Leotiomycetes; Helotiales; Ploettnerulaceae
Gene: MCM1
Product: transcription factor of the MADS box
Exons: 3
Coding region: 1-669 (222 amino acids)
Biological process (GO): positive regulation of transcription by RNA polymerase II
Molecular function (GO): RNA polymerase II cis-regulatory region sequence-specific DNA binding; protein dimerization activity; DNA-binding transcription factor activity, RNA polymerase II-specific
Source: RefSeq, a predicted model, not a curated record
AUGGCCGAUAUCACCGACCAACACGACCAAGGCUCGCCAUCCGCCCUUGAUGAACACGCUGUCGGAAAUGGCAAUUCAAUUGCAGGAGAGAACCGUGGUGUCAAGCGCCAACGCCCAUCAACUGCGGACGACGAUGAUGAUGAUGAUGAUAAGCCAGGACGCGAGCGCAGAAAGAUCGAGAUCAAAUUCAUCACGGACAAGUCGCGUCGCCACAUCACCUUCUCCAAGCGCAAGGCUGGUAUCAUGAAGAAGGCAUACGAAUUAUCGGUCCUCACUGGAACUCAGGUCCUCCUACUCGUUGUCUCCGAAACUGGUCUUGUCUACACUUUCACCACACCAAAGCUCCAGCCACUCGUCACGAAGGCCGAGGGAAAGAACUUGAUCCAAGCCUGUCUAAACGCCCCCGAGCCUGCCGGUAACGGAGAGAAUGGGGUAGACGAUCAAAAUACUGUUGACUCUCCAGAGGAGCAACCUGCUCAACACAUCCCAGCUCCGAACCGAGCCGGAAUGCCACAACAAGCAAAUAUGCACCCUAACUACAUGCCUCAGACUCUGGAGCACCAGCAAGCCCUCGCCUAUCAGAAUUACAUUACUCAACAACAGAGGGGGGGUGGUUACCCAAUACCUCCCCAGGGCGGUAUUCCCCAGCAACAUUCACAUCAAGCAUAG